Molecule: messenger RNA, 1297 nt
Organism: Durio zibethinus
Lineage: Eukaryota; Viridiplantae; Streptophyta; Magnoliopsida; Malvales; Malvaceae
Source: RefSeq, a predicted model, not a curated record
ACCCCUCCUAUUGUCUUACUCUUCCCUCUUCAAUCCUCAAUGGCAGAUCCAAAAUCCGAACCUUCCUCUUCAAUGCCCGAUCAACCACCCGACUCCGAACCCACCACCCACCAACUCACCAGCCUUCCCGGCUUAACCCACGACGAGUUCUUAGAGUUAAUCCCUUCCAUCACUCAGUUCCACACCUACUCAGUGGGUCCAGGCAAAUGUUCUUCCUUACUAGCCCAACGUAUCAACGCCCCACACGACGUCGUUUGGUCCGUCGUCCGCCGUUUCGACAAACCCCAAACUUACAAACACUUCAUCAAAAGCUGUGCCGUCGAAGAAGGUUUCCAAAUGGUCGUGGGUUGCACGCGUGAAGUCAACGUGAUCUCCGGGUUACCGGCUGCCACUAGCACCGAAAAACUCGAUAUUUUAGAUGAGGAGCGACAGGUCACCGGUUUUAGUAUCACUGGAGGUGAGCAUCGGUUGAGGAAUUACCGGUCGGUGACGACGGUGCAUGGUUUCGAGCGUGACGGGAGGAUCUGGACCAUCGUUCUGGAAUCUUACGUUGUUGAUGCUCCGGAAGGGAACACGGAGGAAGACACGCGGCUGUUUGCUGAUACCGUUGUCAAGUUGAACUUGCAAAAGCUGGCGUCCGUCACCGAAGGGUUAGCGCGUGAUGGUGACGGUAAAAAAUCACAGGUGAUGUGAAAAAGUAAACACAAAAAAAAAGAAUGAAAAAAAUAUUGCCCCUUUCUUCUUUGUUUGUUCACUCUCUCUUUCUUUCGUUGUGGGAUUUUGUAAUUUUUUUCUAAUUUUAAUGUUCUUGGUUUUUUUUUGUGAAAUUACCGAAAAAUCCUCAUUGUGAAUAGAUUGACUACUGGGAUGUUGGUGUGGACUGUGGACAAGCAUGGAAAGGCCGUUUGAGUCGAUGCCUUUGUACAUAAAUGUUUCCAGUUGAACCAAUAUUAAAAUUUAAUAAGCACUAAUGUUGUGUAAAGUGGGGAUUAAAGAAGCAAUGGUUGGCUAAGAAUCUCUACUUGACAAUAUUUUUAUAUUUUUUUCCUUUUGUUUUUUCAAAUACCUUGAAUUAAGACAAAGGCUAUCAGCUCCCUCCAUCCAGUAUCGUUUUUGUCGAAUAUGUGCUUUUGACUUUCCCCUUCAAAAUCUCAAGAGUCUACUAUUCACAAUGUGUAAUAACAUAACCCAUGUUCAUAAGUGACUGUACAUGGUUCCUACUGCUCUUUUCUAUUGGCCAAAAAAAAAAAGACAAUGCUCUUUUUCUUUUCUACUGAAUGAAAGUGGGGUAUGGUAA